GCUGCGCAAUCGCCCGGAGUCAGCAAUAGCUGCGUGACUCUUGCUUUGACGUUGUCGACGACUGGGCAAGAUGUUGACUAAGACAGUGCUGCUAUUCACGGUGGCAGCUUGCGCACUGGCUGCACCUUCCUACACACUUAACGAAGGCACGGCUGAGACUCAUCAAUUCAGCUUUGAUCUGUCGAAUAAGCUCAGCGGUAUCCGCGAGAAGUUGAGCGACAUCAUCCGUGUCGAUGACGCUAGACACACUGGCUUCAACCGCGGACCACCGCCAGUAGUCGAUCUGACAAAAUACACCAUCGCCGAGAUCCUGAACUACUCCCUUUCGCACGAGGGACAUGGACACCUCAAGAAGCUCGCCUAUGUCAUCAAUAAGAUUCCUGCCAUACAGGACGCACUCAAUGAUACAUCGGCCACCUUGACGCUCUUUGCCCCGGAUGAUCGUGCGCUCACGCCUCCGCAUCGCCGCGGGGACCAUGGCCCGCCUCAUCGGCGUCAUGGCCACCAUGGCAAGCAUGGUAGAGGCGAAGAUGAGAUCGCAAUGACCGUCGAUCGCGAUCAUCCGUUCUUUGCAUUCGACGACCUCUUGUCACAGGCCGCAAGCGAACAGACCGGUUUAUCGGCAGACGAUGACGAAGACAAGGAGAAGCGCAAGGAGAAGCUGCGCAAGAUCGCUACUUACAUCCUGAAGUAUCACGUCGCACCCAAGACAUACUCUACCUCUGAGCUAGCAGAUUCUGCAACGAUUGAGACCAUUCUCGAGCCGCCUCGUUUUGGCAAGGACGAAGAGAAUCCACACUUUCGUCUCAGGACGGAGCCAACUCUCAAAUUCCUCAAGCCGACUGUGCGCGUGAACUUCUACGCUGCGAUUGUCGGACCCCAGCUGAACGCAAAGAAUGGCGUCAUACAUAUCAUCGAUGAGCCGCUCCUGCCUCCUCUUGGCGCCCUCAGUGUAGCCUUGGCGUUCCCAGACGCAUUCUCUGCCUUUUCCUCUGCUCAGCUCUACACUGGCAUCGAUGAGCUUCUCGCUCCCUGGCUGCGCGAUCUUGGCCCUACGCCGUCGCCGUCUGAUGACGAAGUGAACAAAGAUGCUGAAUCGAUCCUUCGCGAGAUUGUGCACGAGCAGAAGGACAAGUAUGCCAAUGCGAUAAGCAGCUACACGCUUUUUGCACCUACUAAUGGCGCCUUCAAACGGCUGCCAACGCCUCUCAAGAUCUUCCUGUUCUCGCCGUUUGGUCGGGGUCUACUCAAGCGGGCUCUGUAUUACCAUGUCGUGCCGCACAUCAUCUUUCAUUCGGAUCACAUCAGCAAUCUGACAGAUGUAAAGACAUCUGCUGUCAUGCCCACUCGCUUGCCUGUCGAAGGUUCUCGUGAGGUCUUUGAGCAGCUGCGAGUCGAAGCUGCGACACUGUUCGGCCAGUCAUCCGAUUGCCUGACCGUUCACGGCAAAGAUGACCGACCAUCGCUCGAGGCAGAGGCCGACAAGGUCGAGAAGACAACUUUUACUCUGCCUACGCUGUUCAAGCCCAAUUUUAACAAUACCGGAGAAACGAGCAUGCUCGAGGUCGAUCUCUACAAAUACCGGCUCCUUUACAACAAAGGCCCGAUCGCUCGUCGACUCUAUGUUGGCGGCGCUGGCGAAGAGGAACACGACGAGGCAGAGCCUGCGAAGACGUACGUCAUUGCCGCCGACGUGCCUGCCUGGACAUCGGCCAUUCAUGUCAUUCCGACACUGCUCAAGCCACCCUUCAACAUCUCGCACGAACACGAGCACGCAUCUGGCCGCCAUCCCGAGGAGGCUCGUUUCGAGCGGAUGCUGAUCGAUGCGCUUAUGUAGUGCACCCGUCGCUCGCCGGCUUUCGACUUUCUUUUAGCAUACUAUCCGAAUACUGCGCCUCCUGACGUGUGCAGACCUAUGUGCACAUCUAUGAAAACC
Mixia osmundae IAM 14324 is the source of this 1936-nucleotide messenger RNA. RefSeq lists its product as uncharacterized. The coding region runs from base 71 to 1837 and encodes 588 amino acids. The transcript has 3 exons. Lineage: Eukaryota; Fungi; Basidiomycota; Mixiomycetes; Mixiales; Mixiaceae. The record is from RefSeq and is a predicted model, not a curated record. Gene Ontology annotation, cellular component: fungal-type vacuole membrane. Gene Ontology annotation, biological process: macroautophagy.